This is a messenger RNA of Triticum urartu, 594 nucleotides long. Lineage: Eukaryota; Viridiplantae; Streptophyta; Magnoliopsida; Poales; Poaceae. The record is from RefSeq and is a predicted model, not a curated record.
AAAAAAGAAAAAUGUACCCCAUCCCCUCCUCUCGACACUCCCUCCGCCUCCUUCCUCCAUGCGCGCCUGCCGCCUUCCUCCCCACCACGUCGGCCGCGUCCCUCCCCACCGCAUUGGCCGCCUUCCUCCCCACCGCACCGGCCGCAUCCCUCCCGACCGCACCUCCAGCCUUCCUCCACAUCGCGCCGACCACAUCCCUCCCCGCCUGCUCCGUCUUCCUCCCUUUACCAGCGUCGCCGUCCACCCUCCACCCUAGCGCCGCUUGCCUCCCUUCACCAGCCGCCCUGCCUUCCCCCACCACCACUGGCCACCGGAGGUGCGGAUACUGCCUCGACCACCUGCUCCCACCCCCCGCCAUGACCCCUCACCGUUGGGUCGCUGGAUCCCAUCCGUUGAGCGCCGGAUCUCGUCGGCCCUGGAGCUGCGCGAACGCUGCAGCUCCGUUCUUGUCCCCAGCCGCCACCCCGUACCCCCGAGCUCCACUCCGAAAUCCCGCCUUUUACCCCUCAAGCUCCACCGCCGGGAUCCCACUAUUGCUGCCGGUGGUGUGUGCAUGCUGGUCGCUGCUGCUGUUUGUUGCUGCUCCAAUGUAAG